CACACACACGAGCGCACGCACACAGGCGCAGGUUUGCGCAUUAGAAAAAAAACACAAAACAAAACAAAAUUCAGUGGCAGCUGAAUUCUCGAAUAUUUAUAAUUUAUAAUUAAUCGAAAAAUACACGUCGAAAAGCCAGGAUCCAAGUGCAAUACACAAAUCUUUUGUUUUGCUGGAGUAAAGAAAGAACAAAUCAUCCGUAAAAGGCGAACCACCGAUUUGCGUCUCAAACUUUUGCAAUAGAACCGCUGAAAUAUUGCUAAUUUGGAGCCGUAAAUUCACAAAAACGCCUUCGAAAUGGUGGAGCCCAUUUUCGAGUACCAAUUCCGACUGAUUUUAAUCGGCGACAGCACCGUGGGCAAAAGUUCGCUUUUGAAGUUCUUCACAGACGGCAAAUUCGCCGAGCUGUCGGAUCCCACAGUUGGAGUCGACUUCUUCGCCCGCCUCAUCGAGAUGAAGGACGGCACACAGAUCAAGCUGCAGCUGUGGGACACCGCAGGCCAGGAGCGCUUCCGUUCGAUCACCAAGUCCUACUACCGGAACUCGGUGGGCGUGCUGCUGGUCUACGACAUAUCGAAUCACGCCAGCUUCGAGCACAUACCGCUGUGGAUGAUGGAGGCGCAGCGUCACAUUGAGCCCCACCGCCCUGUCUUCGCGCUGGUCGGCUGCAAGCUGGACCUUAUCAAUGCCGGUGGACAACGCGAAGUGACCACGGAGGAGGCGCAAAAGUUUGCCAAACAGCAUGGCCUGCAUUUCGUCGAGACAUCGGCCCGAUCCGGAGCGAAUGUAGAGGAGGCCUUUCGCAUGGUCACCCAGGAGGUGUACGCCCGCAUUCGAUCCGGCGAAUACAAGGCCGAGGAUGGCUGGGAUGGCAUCAAGUCCGGUUUCUCGCGGCCUAACAGUCUGGAUUUUAACCUCGUGGUGGCCGAGCCGGAAAAGUCAUCCUGUUGUUGAUUCCCCCCGACCUUCCUCCCCAUCCAUAAUUUUCAAUACUGUUUGAUGUACAUUGAUUUGUAUCGUAGCCCCCAAAAAACCCAUUUUGUUGACUCUAUUAAUCUUGUUUAAUGGCCUAGUUUAGCUGAAACACCAAAACAAUUACGUAUAUAUGUAUAUUCGUUUUUUUUCUAAUUACUUUUAGUUUCGCUCUUAAGUUAACUUUUAAUUAGGUGACUCACGGAAAUUAGUGAACAUUGAGUUUGGCCCCCUCUUUCCAAAAUACUUAUAUUUUGUCCCUAUUAUUGGUAAUGAGUCACACGAGAAAUACGUAGCCGAGUUUCUGUGCUCCCAACUCAUAAAACACAUAACUCCACAUACACAAAUCCGAACGGGAAAGCUAUACAUAUACUUGAAACUUGAAAUAUAAACGUUUUUAUUAAUAUGAA
Molecule: messenger RNA, 1382 nt
Organism: Drosophila rhopaloa
Lineage: Eukaryota; Metazoa; Arthropoda; Insecta; Diptera; Drosophilidae
Gene: Rab39
Product: ras-related protein Rab-39B
Exons: 2
Coding region: 298-954 (218 amino acids)
Biological process (GO): Rab protein signal transduction
Cellular component (GO): Golgi membrane
Molecular function (GO): GTPase activity; GTP binding
Source: RefSeq, a predicted model, not a curated record